This is a messenger RNA of Gasterosteus aculeatus aculeatus (three-spined stickleback), 1772 nucleotides long. Its product is annotated as mesogenin-1-like. Gene Ontology annotation, cellular component: nucleus. The record is from RefSeq and is a predicted model, not a curated record. Gene Ontology annotation, molecular function: RNA polymerase II cis-regulatory region sequence-specific DNA binding; DNA-binding transcription factor activity, RNA polymerase II-specific; protein dimerization activity. Lineage: Eukaryota; Metazoa; Chordata; Actinopteri; Perciformes; Gasterosteidae. Gene Ontology annotation, biological process: mesoderm formation; regulation of transcription by RNA polymerase II.
CCACUUCUGUUUGACACGCUGAAAUGUCAUUCCACAUACUUAGGGGGACACAGAGGACGCUAAGCCGCGGGUUUUACAACCUGCCUGUGUCGGCCCCCCCUUGAUCAUGAGUGAGGCCUUGCACACCUUUUCAGACAUGAAAGGUCUGGCGGCAGCUUGCUGACAGCUGCAUCCUCUACCCAAAUAACAACGAGAAGUGCUGGAAUACAACAGUUUGUCAGGCUGCUGCUGCUGCUUUGUUUUCCAGGGACGAUCCACUUGUCUUCUAGUUAGUUGAGUUGUGUAAUUUCCUUGUGAUGUGUCAAUAUCACACUUGAUAGAAGCAGGAAACGCCGCACAGAAUAGUAAAAUAUUCAAUUAUUUUGGUCUUGAAUUUCACCCGUUCCACUAAGAUAUCUGUUGCCUCUUCUGAACAUUUAGUGCACAGGUUCUUUUGUUCUGUAAGGCUAUUCUUGUGAUGAGUUGGAACUGUAGCAUUGGCUUAUGUUUGUGCUAUAAAUGGCUCCAGACUGAAGACACACGCAGGCCUGUCUAACCAGAGGUGUGAAGAUCUCAGGUGAGGCAGCGUCCCCUCACUGCUUCAUUAGACACAUCACAGCAAACUGAUAAUUGUCGUCGAGCUGACUUUAAAGAGUCAUUUCCCGCAAAAGCAAUCUAAUUAUUUUUCUUUCUAUCACAUGAUGCGUCUACUUGGCCCGAUUCACACCGCAGUGAUAACGAACGACGUCCUCCGAGAAGGUCGCAUUUUGCCACUUGAGGUUUUCUUUGAACUUUUUUUUUCCGCCUGAGCCGUGAACCAAUAAACCUUCCGGAGAUCUGCUUCUGUAUAAAAACGCUUUGGCCCAAAUCGGCUGGACAGAAUCCGCCUGUCGGUCGCCGCUGAUGUCACUCGGACGCGCGGAAGUCUCGGGCCUAUUUCAAACAUGAACCUGGAGGUUGUCACCGCUCAGCUUCUGUCCGAGUGGAAGAGCCACGAGAGUGCGUUCGGAGAAGAUCGGGGAGAAGAUCGGGACUCGCUUCAGUCCACCUCGCCGGAGUCCUCGCUGGACUCCCUGUGCUCGUCCCCGGAGAUGUGCUUCUCGGGCGGGAGCGGGGAGCUGGAGGACUUCUCUUUCGGCUUCACGGGGCGGAGGGCUGCUUCGGCGCAGAGGCUGGGCAAGCCCAAGAUGUCCACCAAAAGACGCAUGAAGGCCAGCGAGAGGGAGAAGAUGCGGAUGAGGAGUCUCGCGGAGGCUCUGCACCAUCUCCGAGACUACCUUCCGCCGGACUACAGCAGGAGAGGCCAACCCUUGACCAAGAUUCAAACCCUCAAAUACACGAUCGAAUACAUCAACAAGCUUUCGGACAUCCUGAGCCGCGCGUAACGGGACGCACAGUUGACUUUUUACGCACCGGGUUUAGUGGACUUUAGUGGAUUUUAUGAGAACUACGACAUCUUUGAGAUGACUUCUUCAUAUGAUCUCAUAUAUUAUGACCUUGGUUUGCAAUUUUCUUGAUGUAUAUAUUGUUUAGUGGGCACUUGGCAAUUUUUUUGUAGCCCACAUGCGGCUUUUUUUAUGGAGAUACAGUGUGCUGUUUGUUGUCAUGUAUGUUUCUCUUGUGGUGUCUCAAAGCUUAUGAAAUAUAGUUUUACUGAUGAAUAGUCUCUCUUUAGCAGACAUUUUUGUGUUAACAUAACUUUGUGUCUUGGUGUUUUUGUAAGCCACAUGAUAUGUGAUCGUUUUGUUGUGGAUGAAAGCUAUUAAAUAAUAAGGCCUCUUGUGUUUUCUAAA